Molecule: messenger RNA, 1173 nt
Organism: Brettanomyces bruxellensis
Lineage: Eukaryota; Fungi; Ascomycota; Pichiomycetes; Pichiales; Pichiaceae
Exons: 1
Coding region: 1-1173 (390 amino acids)
Biological process (GO): regulation of translational fidelity
Cellular component (GO): cytoplasm
Molecular function (GO): tRNA binding; nucleotidyltransferase activity; double-stranded RNA binding
Source: RefSeq, a predicted model, not a curated record
AUGGCUAAACCAGUAUAUACAGAUGAUCUGAGCACUCAGGUCAUUAAAGUUGAUCGGGAUUCGAUUCACUUUUCACCCGAGGGGAAGCUAUCAGUUACAGAUACAAGCACUGAGAAUGCGUUAAUUAAGGCCGCUAAAAUUUUGCAGCAGCCUGGUGGUGUUGUUGCUUUCCCUACAGAGACAGUUUAUGGAUUAGGUGGUUCUUCACUUUGCACGGAGAGUGUAAAAGCAAUAUAUGCAGCAAAACACAGACCGGCAGAUAAUCCAUUAAUUUCACAUAUUUCAUCUAUCGAGAUGUUAAGGAGUAAGCUUUUAGCCCCGGGCCAGGAGAUACCAGAGGUAUAUAAACCUCUCAUUGAAAAGUUUUGGCCUGGCCCUUUAACAAUUGUGCUUCCGGUUGGGGAUUCAAACAAAAGCCCCAUCUCACCUGCAGUCACAGCACAUGGACCCACAUUCACAGUGAGAAUGCCUGUUCAUCCAAUUGCUCGUGCUCUUAUUUCGAUUAGUGGCAUACCAAUAGCAGCACCAUCUGCAAAUGCAUCAACACGUCCUUCUCCAACUCAGGCAGCCCAUGUUUACCAUGAUCUUAAAGACAGAAUUCCACUUAUUUUAGAUGGGGGUGCAUGUGAUGUUGGCCUUGAAAGCACUGUGGUAGAUGGUACUGUCGAUCCACCAAUGCUUCUUAGACCUGGUGGAGUUCCAAUGGAGAAAAUCAAAGAGGUUGGAGGACCUUUCUGGCAGAAGAUUAUUCAUGUGAAGAAGGUGGCAGGAAAAAAUGAACCAGUGAGGACUCCUGGAAUGAAAUACAGACACUAUUCGCCUACGGCACAGGUUGUGAUGUUCUUAAACAGUGGAAAUGGUACAGAUGCGACCCACAACUAUAUUGCUGAGCAUCGGUUGAAUGGGAAGAAGAUUGCACUUCUUCGUUCUAAGCGGUUUGCGGAGCCGGAAGAUGGAGUUUUCCAAGUUGUGAGAGAUUUGGGCCGUUCAGGAAAAGCUAUACAGAAGAAUAUGUUUGCAGAACUCAGGGAGGUUGAUGAGUUAGGAGUUGAUUACAUAUUUGUUGAAGGUGUUCCGGAGGAUCACGAGGGGUUGGCUAUCAUGAACAGACUGACAAAGGCAUCUAGCGUAAUAGUGGAUGGGGGAAAGGAAACAAUCAGAGGUCGUGAUUAA